Messenger RNA from Conger conger (European conger), 1359 nucleotides. Its product is annotated as tubulin alpha-1B chain-like. The record is from RefSeq and is a predicted model, not a curated record. The transcript is spliced from 5 exons. Gene Ontology annotation, cellular component: microtubule; cytoplasm. Lineage: Eukaryota; Metazoa; Chordata; Actinopteri; Anguilliformes; Congridae. Gene Ontology annotation, biological process: microtubule cytoskeleton organization; mitotic cell cycle. The coding region runs from base 1 to 1359 and encodes 452 amino acids. Gene Ontology annotation, molecular function: structural constituent of cytoskeleton; GTP binding.
AUGGCUAGUGAGUGUAUAUCCAUUCACAUCGGUCAGGCAGGAGUGCAGAUCGGUAAUAGUUGCUGGGAGCUCUACUGCCUGGAACACGGCAUUCAGGCCGAUGGAACCAUACCGGGCGAGGCCGUGGCUGGCAGAUCGGACGAUUCCUCCAAAACGUUCUUCAUCGAGACGCAGGCUGGAAAGCAUGUCCCCAGGGCUAUUUUCGUGGACCUAGAGCCCACAGUCGUGGAUGAAGUCAGGAAUGGAAGUUAUCGGCGAUUGUACCACCCCGAUCACCUCAUCUCGGGCAAGGAAGAUGCAGCCAACAACUACGCGCGAGGACACUAUACGGUCGGGACAGAGCUCAUCGACGUAGUCCUCGAGCGCAUCCGUAAACUGACCGAGCAGACCUGUGGUCGUCAGGCAUUCAUGAUCUUCCGCAGCUUUGGCGGGGGAACUGGUUCCGGCUUCACCUCUCUACUGAUGGAGCGCAUGUCCGUGGAGUACAGCAGGAAGUCCAAGCUGGAGUUCUCCAUCUACCCGGCGCCCCAGGUGUCCACGGCCGUGGUGGAGCCCUACAACUCCAUCCUGACCACCCACAGCACCCUGGAGCACUCCGACUGCGCCUUCAUGGUCGACAACGAGGCCAUCUACGACAUCUACCAGCGCAACCUGGACGUCGAGCGCCCCACCUACACCAACCUGAACCGGCUCGUGGCCCAGAUCGUCUCCUCCAUCACCGCCUCGCUGCGCUUCGACGGGGCGCUGAACGUGGACCUGACGGAGUUCCAGACCAACCUGGUGCCCUACCCCCGCAUCCACUUCCCCCUGGUCGCCUACGCGCCCAUAAUCUCCGCCGAGAAGGCCUACCACGAGCAGAUGAACGUGGCCGAGAUCACCAACUCCUGCUUCCACCCGGCCAAUCAGAUGGUGAAGUGCGACCCGCGCCACGGGAAGUACAUGGCCUGCUGCCUGCUGUACCGCGGCGACGUGGUGCACAAAGACGUCAACGACGCCAUCAGCAGCAUCAAAACCAAGCGCAUCGUGCAGUUUGUGGACUGGUGCCCCACCGGCUUCAAGGUUGGGAUGAACUACCAGCCGCCCACCACGGUUCCCGGGGGCGACCUGGCCAAGGUGCAGCGGGCCGUGUGCAUGCUGAGCAACACCACGGCCAUCGCCGAGGCCUGGGCCCGCCUGGACCACAAGUUCGACCUGAUGUUCGCCAAGCGCGCCUUCGUGCACUGGUACGUGGGGGAGGGCAUGGAGGAGGGGGAGUUCGCCGAGGCGCGGGAGGACCUGGCCGCCCUGGAGAAGGACUACGAGGAGGUGGCCACUGAUUUUGUGGAGUACGAGCGGGAGGAAGGAGAGGAAGAGUAUUAA